Mya arenaria is the source of this 870-nucleotide messenger RNA. Its product is annotated as ninjurin-1-like. NCBI's taxonomy places the organism in Eukaryota, Metazoa, Mollusca, Bivalvia, Myida, Myidae. Bases 226 to 615 code for a protein of 129 amino acids. Gene Ontology annotation, biological process: cell adhesion; tissue regeneration. The record is from RefSeq and is a predicted model, not a curated record. Gene Ontology annotation, cellular component: membrane. The transcript has 3 exons.
UACUCAAAUCCACUGUUAAAAGUGUAUGAGUGUAUGACGCACAAAUUAAAGUUGAGGGAAGGAAAUUCCAUACCAACUCUCAAUAAAGUUGUGAAAGGUAGCUGAUUGAAUGCUUACACAGCAAAGGGAAAUAAACUUAACUUUGGUGUAGGUGCAGAUAUUGUAUUUUGUUAUAUUUAAGGCAGUUUCUUCAAAAAGGGGAAAAAAACAACAUACACUUUGGAAAUGGCAGACGAAGAGGUAAACGACCACACUUUAUUCAACUACAACACCAGGAAGACGAUUGCAAGCGGUUUAUUUGACGUUGCAUUGGUCAUAGCCAACGCCACUCAGCUUAAAGCCCUGGUCAAGGCUGGCCCGGGUUACAAUUUUUACUAUCCCAACAUUGUCCUUAUCUGCCUGUCAGUUCUUCUUCAGUUCAUCGUUGCGGGGUUUCUCGUGAAGUUGGCCAGCAUGGAGGCAGAAAAGCCACCGGAAGAAAGAGAGCUGCUUGUUCGACGGAACAAAGGGAAGAUGCGUCUCAACAACGCAACUGUGCUGCUCAUAGUUGGCAUUGUUUUUAUAAACGUGUUCAUCGGCUCAUUUGGCAUUGAAAUGACUGAAGAGAAAGUAUAGCGCCUUAUGACGUCAUGGCUAUUGUGGAACAUUUUAGUUUAACGCUAUAGCGCUUAAUGACGUCAUGGCUUUUGUGGUAUAUUUCAGUGUAACGCUAUAGCGCUUAAUGACGUCAUGGCUAUUGUUGAAUAUUUGUAACGCUUUCAUGAAAACUUUAUGACCCUUUAAGCGAACCGCUUUACGGACAUUUCGUGACUAAUUUUGACUUUAUAUGUUAUGUGACUAGUUAUUAAAGUCCACUUUAAUAAUGUUAAA